UGGAGGACGUCGCGGAGUCGCCGCGAACUCCGAAUGCGUCAGAAGCGGACAGCCGCUCCAGCCGGCACCUCCCGCACUACCCGCGAGCGCUCGCCCUCCAGAGCAUCAAAUGCUGCGGUGCCUGAUGCUGGCCGCCUCGGUGGUCGUCGUGCUGCUUCUUCCGGCUACCAUGGCCGAGGGCGAGUCCGCCCUGUCCGGGGAUCAAAUAGGGCGUCAGAGGUACGGCAGUCUCUGGGACACCGCGAGUCUCUGUGAUCGCUGGGUUACUUAUCAAGAAUGCGUGAGCAAUCGGCAGUGCUCCGGUGCGGCGCGGGGGUGCGACGAGGGCGACUGGAGGUGCGAGCGCAUGUACAGGGCCAACUGCGAGUGCAGCUGCAACGACCUCCCCGUGGCCGGCCUGGACCACUACGACCGCUGGGCAGAGUGCUACAGGCGCGAGGAGUGCGAGAACAAGAAGGAGGCGCACUUGCGCGGCUGCACUCACUUCGACUGCAGGUGCUCCAGGGCGUUCCUCCUGGAAAAGUGCCGGUGCGGGUGCCACCAGCCGGGAAACGUGACCAGCGACCAGAAGGGCUCCACCGCGCCCCCGACGAGCAACCCUGCAGAACCGGUCACAAGAAGCCCUCCAGAACCUGUGACAAGCAGCCCUGCAGAGCCUGCCACAAGCCGUACGGUCAAUCUCGUGACAAGUAGAAGCCACAUGCCUGUGACAAGCAGUACGGUCAAUCCCGUGACAAGUAGAAGCCCAAUGCCUGUGACAAGCAGUACGGUGGCUCCUGUGACUACCAGCCCCGCACGGCCUGUGACCAGCAGUACCGCUGCUGCCCCUGUUACUGAUCGUCCCUGCUGUCCGUCAGGGUGCUCGAUGUGGGACUAUGGGUUUGUGCUUCUGUGUGCGUGUGCGUGCGUCGUGUGCCUGUGCGCGUGCGUGUUCGCGCGCUGCACAGAGGGCCGGGACAGCAAGGUGCGCCGCGGAGAGCCGCCGCCGUCGUACCACCGGAGUCACCGGAGGGAGCCGUCGUCCGUGAGCUACCUCCCGGAGCCAGGCGUGUCCCUGUCCUCCUGGGCGGAUGGCACCGUCCGCAGCGAGGAGGCGGACCUGGUGUCGUACAUCGAACAGGCCACCGCCGAGGUCCGAGACGCCAUAAUAGUCUCGAAUACAGCCUGGGACCCACGAAGCUACAGUGCACAGAAAUGGCUCCCCGUCCAAGAGUAGGCUCUUCAAAAUCUCGACACGCUCCGAGUGAUUAAAGGCAGCGCCCAGCGAUGCGAAGGGUUGGCUGGAAACAAAAGCAGCGUACCCAGCCAGCAUACCUCUUGGAAGAAAGCACACGGGACCACAACGUGCCUCGCAAGGCGGGAGGCCUGUCAAACAAGUACUCUUUGAAAUUUAUUCUUACAACUCGAAGAAAUACUAAUAACCUUGUUGAAAAAAAAAAUGAUAAUAAAAUUUAAAAGGAGCAAGGAGCUAAUAAGGAAACAAACUUAAUGCUAUGGGUAUUUCUUUAUCACAUAAGGUAAAAAAAUGUAGAAAAAUAAAAAUCACA
Molecule: messenger RNA, 1547 nt
Organism: Frankliniella occidentalis (western flower thrips)
Lineage: Eukaryota; Metazoa; Arthropoda; Insecta; Thysanoptera; Thripidae
Exons: 4
Coding region: 110-1216 (368 amino acids)
Source: RefSeq, a predicted model, not a curated record